UACAUAAUAUGGAAAAUAAUUUAAUAUUAAUAGUGACAUAGUAAAUGAUUCUUCAGAAAGUUCCUCAGAGGAAGAACUUGAAAUUUGUCCACAAUAUGUGAAUAAAUCGCGAAAUAUAUGAUCACGGGUUAUUGGGUAUGUGGAUGUAAUUAAUGGAUAGAGUAACUUUGGUUAAUAAAGUCCGCUAAGCUAACCUAAAUAUCUUAAACGACCGUGCAAGCCCAGAUUUGAAUUUCGGGCGUCGUGGGCUUUAAGCGGUCGCCAUUUGUGACGUUGAAGCUGCAGCGUGGGUGGUGCCGUCGUUAUGUGGAACUAGCAAUUAGGCGACAUGAACUUUACGAUCGUUAAGUGGAACUUACCCAUAACUGCGAAAAAUAAGACUAAAGGAACUUGGCGAAGGGCCCACAAAGGUAAAAAGGAGAAGAGAAAAUGCGCGGGAAAAUUCGGAAGGUUAUGUCUGCGAGUUGAAAAAAUGUACGCGGAAAAAGCUUGUAAUUUGAUAAAAGAGCUGGCGAGGUCCGAGGAAGUGUUAGCGCCCUACAAUGUGGAUUUGGUGAAAGAUGUGGCGAACGAAAUUAAGGAACUGCACGCUCAGAACAUUAAAGACGGGUCGACGAUAUUUAACGAAAGCGGGGCGGUUGGCACAUCCGCCAACGCGCUGUACCCGACCUUAAGGAUCGGCAAUGCGGCGCUGAAACGCAAUGUACGAUGCUUCCAAGCGUAUCACUACAACAGGCUAAGGAAAAUCAGGACGAUGCGAUGGGAAUUUGGAAGUAUUUUGCCACCAGAUAUCAAAACAAACUUGAGUAACUUGGAAUCGGAGUGGUUCUCCAAAUAUUCAAGGACCCUCGCGAAUUACAUGAGGUCUAUCGGAGAAGAUGGCUUAAACUUGGCCAUUAACUUUAAACCUCCAAAAGCGCUAUACAUUGAAGUGAGAUGCUUGUUAGAUUAUGGCAAAUAUGAACUAAGUGAUGGAACAGUUGUUCUGCUCAAAAAAGACAGCAGACAUUACUUACCACGCAGCGAGUGCGAGGAGCUUAUAAGACAAGGCGUUAUUCAGCAUAUCGUUUGAUUGUUAUUUCUUGAUAUUAAAACCUUAUUUUU
Cylas formicarius (sweet potato weevil) is the source of this 1104-nucleotide messenger RNA. RefSeq names its product DNA replication complex GINS protein PSF1-like. Gene Ontology annotation, cellular component: GINS complex. The record is from RefSeq and is a predicted model, not a curated record. Lineage: Eukaryota; Metazoa; Arthropoda; Insecta; Coleoptera; Brentidae. Gene Ontology annotation, biological process: DNA strand elongation involved in mitotic DNA replication; DNA replication. The coding region runs from base 329 to 1072 and encodes 247 amino acids. The transcript has 3 exons.